AUUUCGGGUCAAAAAUCUCGGUCCGUAUAAAUAACACCACCCUAAGUGCCACGAACACUUGCAAACCUGGACAAACUCUGUUGACGCACCUUCCCGCCGCACAUUUCAGUCUCAUUGCCGGCGCCGUCAUUCCAGGGAUCCCAGUGGUUGAAAAGGUGCUCUGAAGAAUUUGGAGUUGUUUCAAUCAGAUAUUGCUGAAUGGAUUUUGAUGAAUAUGAUUAUUUAGAGAAGGAAGUAGAAAAUCUGGAAGCCCAGAAAUCAAAGGGAGCAGGAAAUGGUGGUGAAGAACCACUUAUACAUGAAUUCAAAGAACAUACUCGGCGUUUGAAGCACCAAAGUGACAAGGAUGAUGGUGAUUUGGACUACCGCUUAAAGCGCUCAAAGUCUAGAGAAGAGUCUCGUGAUCAUGACAAGGAGAGGAGCUCAUCAAGACGACACCGUUCUACUCCAAGAAGUGGUGAGAGGAAUGGCAGUGAGAGACCCAGAAGUAGUCGGGAGUAUAGAGAUAGGGACAGAGAGGAGAGGAAUGGGAAGGACAGAGGCCGGAACCAGGAUCAAGACCGAGACAGAGAUGUAGACAAAGGCAGAGACAAGGAUCGAGAUCAAGACAGAGAUAGAGAGAGGGAUCGUGAAAGGAGUAGGAGAGAGCGUAAUCGUAACUAUGAGAAGGAAGUUGAUAGAGAGCGAGAGCAAUCACGUCGAAGUAGAAGUCAUUCUGAAAGGCAUCAGGAAGAGCCCUACAGAGAGAGGAGUCGGGAUAUGGAGCAUAGGGAAAGGGGGGAGCAUAAAGAACCUGACCGUGAAAGCAGGCGCCAAAAAGAUAAAAAGGAAGAAGUGGCUGAACCAGAGGCUGAUCCUGAACGAGAUCAGCGAACUGUUUUUGCUUAUCAGAUAUCUUUGAAGGCAGAUGAAAGAGACGUGUAUGAAUUCUUCUCAAGAGCUGGCAAGGUGCGAGAUGUCCGCCUUAUAAUGGACCGGAAUUCAAGGAGGUCAAAGGGGGUCGGGUAUAUUGAAUUUUUUGAUGUAAUGUCGGUCCCUAUGGCAAUAGCACUCUGUGGCCAGCCACUGCUUGGUCAGCCUGUGAUGGUUAAACCUUCAGAAGCUGAAAAAAAUCUAGUUCAGUCUACUACGUCUACAGCUGUGACAACAGGUGGGCAUAUAGGUCCCUAUUCUGGGGGAGCUAGGAGGCUUUAUGUUGGUAAUCUGCAUUUCAACAUAAAGGAAGAUCAACUUCGUCAGGUUUUCGAACCAUUUGGUAUGGUGGAGCUGGUUCAGUUGCCUACUGACCUGGAGACUGGUCAUUCCAAAGGUUUUGGCUUUGUUCAGUUUAUACGUCUUGAAGAUGCUAGAGCUGCGCAGAGUUUGAAUGGACAACUGGAGAUUGCUGGUCGAGCAAUCAAGGUGUCAGCUGUAACUGAUCAAACUGGAUUGCAAGAUGUAGGGAUAAAUCCUGGUGAUUUUGAUGACGAUGAAGGAGGUGGUUUGGCUCUUAAUGCUCGCUCUCGAGCUCUCCUCAUGCAGAAGUUGGAUCGCAGUGGCACUGCUCCAAGUGUAGCUGGUACAAUGGGUAACCCUCCUGUUAACAACUUGGGUCUUCCACCACCAACCCCACCAAUUCUUGGCGGCGCACCUGCAGUUCCUUCCCUUGUUAGUCCUCUUGUACAAGCUCCUGUUCCUGCACUUGCAGGAUUGGCAGGUGCAGGUCUUUCAGUUCCUCCUGUUACUGUUCCUUCUAUUGAUAUGAUUGGUAUUCCAAGCCAGUGUUUGUUGCUGAAGAAUAUGUUUGAUCCAAAAUCAGAGACUGAACCCGAUUUUGAUUUGGAUAUUAAAGAAGAUGUUGAGGAUGAAUGCUCCAAGUUUGGAACCCUUAAACAUAUAUUUGUAGACAAGAAAACUGAAGGAUUUGUGUACUUGCGAUUUGAAAAUACACAAUCUGCAAUUAGCGCGCAGCGUGCCCUCCAUGGAAGAUGGUUUGCUGGGAAGAUGAUCACGGCAACAUUCAUGUCGCUCCAGAACUAUGAGGCAACAUUUCCUGAGAGCAGAUAGGAUGUGGGUGGAUAGUGGAGGUAGAAACGGCUCUUUCCAGUUGUCCUGCAUGGCUUCCAUGUUGGACCGAUCGGUUUUUGACUGUUCUAGGCGGCAACUAUUGCGACGAGUUUUAACAACCAGUUUGAUUGCUGAGGACACCACUGUGCUGCUAAAUAUUCCAUAGAAUUGUGUGGCACCCACAGAAAUAGAAUAAUGGUUUGGUCUUUCGUUCCCCCAUUUUGAUGUUGAAAAUUUUUAUAAAUGACUGUCAGACCUCUCUGCGACUGCUUUUGCUUCAAGUUAUGUGGUUGGAUGAGAUUUGUUUUGUAGCUAUUUUCCUAAUAGCUGCUGGUUGCUGGAUCAUUUACUAGGGGUCUGUUGGUCUAUCACUACCAGUUAUUCAAAUGAUGAGAGCUUGGAACCACUUUAUUUAAAGGAGAGUCAAAAGUUUGUGGCGGUCAAGCUUAUUCUUAUUUGCUUCAACGAUUGUGCUGGCCCAAUUGAAAACAUUCUUUAUUAUUGUUAUUAUUAUUAUUAUUAUUGACAACUAGUUGAAAAGGUUUUUUCCAUA
Diospyros lotus (date-plum) is the source of this 2599-nucleotide messenger RNA. RefSeq lists its product as uncharacterized. Lineage: Eukaryota; Viridiplantae; Streptophyta; Magnoliopsida; Ericales; Ebenaceae. The record is from RefSeq and is a predicted model, not a curated record. Gene Ontology annotation, biological process: mRNA processing. The transcript is spliced from 14 exons. The coding region runs from base 199 to 2046 and encodes 615 amino acids. Gene Ontology annotation, cellular component: nucleus. Gene Ontology annotation, molecular function: RNA binding.